Styela clava is the source of this 906-nucleotide messenger RNA. Lineage: Eukaryota; Metazoa; Chordata; Ascidiacea; Stolidobranchia; Styelidae. The record is from RefSeq and is a predicted model, not a curated record.
CACAGUUGCCAGAUUACGGAAAUGAAACUAAUCAUUCACCCGAUGUUGAUGUUAUUUGCUAUAAUUGCAACUCAGGUGAACGGAGGCUUGGGUGAUGUUACGUUACGUAAUUCAUCGGGAGAAAUCACAUAUGAUAGCGUGAACGCAUCCACAUCGUGGAAAUUCCCUGCUGAAUAUAAGGACAACCACACGCUCUUUAUAUUUGUCAAGAGUGUGUCUAUGGAAACCCCUGCUGGAGUCUGCUCAGGCUGGUUAUAUUUGCCAGGAUUCGGUUGGACAUGCUGGGAACCCAGAACAAAAUGUCUGUUUUAUCAACCUUUCGGAUGUAUGUUGCAGAAUACGGCCUCGCUCACUGGAUCAAAGAUAGACGAUGUGGUUUGCGAUGAAUACACGUGGUUUCGUCUGUCAAGAAUGCCAGCGGAUAUUAGUAUAUAUAGUUCGUCCAAUUAUGAGAAAUUUGUUCAAAUCCAGUACAAGUAUCUUGAAUGCCCGAUGAUGGAGAACAAACACUCUACAACGGUAACUGACUCAUCUACCGAUCAGACUUUAUCUGUGACGGCAAAUGACGUAACAGUCGACAAUUCACCACAGAUGCUCAAUGGUAGAACCGAACUGAUUGCUGGCCUUGCAAUCGCUAUCGGAUUACUUGUCAUAUCGUGGGUGGUGUUCGGAGUCGUAAUUAUACGAAACCGGUCAAAGGCCACCUCACGCAACCCGGAUGUCAAAGAAACUGAGGCGGAAGAAUCAAACACCCGGGAAAUCGUGGUCAAUGCCAUAUAUGGAGAAAAUUUCGACAGAAUGGGAGACGAUUCGCAGCAGACUAGCUCGAGUGCUGUGUAUAGCAUGGUCCAGAAAUAACUAGCUUACAACUUCCUUACCAGACAUAUGAUCCAGCCGUUGGCUCUU